Molecule: messenger RNA, 717 nt
Organism: Trichoderma harzianum CBS 226.95
Lineage: Eukaryota; Fungi; Ascomycota; Sordariomycetes; Hypocreales; Hypocreaceae
Exons: 2
Coding region: 1-717 (238 amino acids)
Biological process (GO): epoxide metabolic process
Molecular function (GO): epoxide hydrolase activity
Source: RefSeq, a predicted model, not a curated record
AUGCUUGACCUUGUCAAAGCAACUCACCUUCCAUCUACUGAACUCCAGACUGCUAAAAUGGGACCGAACAAUACCUUAUUAACGGGGAUGCCGUUAGCUAUACUCCAACAACUGCAGAUUGAAUGGAUUACCAGUUUUGAUUGGGAAAAAGAACAGAACUCUAUCAACAAAUACCACCAAUUCAUUGCAAAGAUUGAUGGGCAAGAUAUACACUUUGUUCAUGAGAAAUCUGAGGAUCCUAACGCUAUACCAAUUAUUCUACUACAUGGGUGGCCCGGUUCUUUCCUAGAGAUGCUACCUCUAGUCGAUUUGCUUGUCCGAGACAAUUCAGCUACAACAUCCAAGCAUACCUCUUUCAGUGUUGUAAUACCGUCUCUGCCGGGAUUCGCACUCUCAUCCCCCGCACCUGAUAGCUGGACAACGUCUGACACUGCCAAUAUCUUCAAUAAACUCAUGACAGAAGUUUUGGGUUACAAGACGUAUGCAGUACACAGGACUGACUGGGGAUGUGUCGUGGGGUACGACUUAUACGACCGAUUCAACAAAACCGUUCGGGCGAUACACCUGAGUUUUUUGCCAUUCACGCCGCUUGAUACAGAGCAGCUAGCCGCUGCGAAUAUCACGCUAUCUCCAAGGGAGGUUGUACAGGAAAAUAGAUAUCUUGAGUGGGCAAGCACAGGAAAUGCAUAUUUCUCUGAACAGGCCACAAAGGUAUGA